GAUAUCACUUAAGGUUUUACUGGCGACGGUUAAGAAGGACAAAAUAUUCCUAAGUUUUUGAAUUUUAUCUGAUCAUUUAGAAGACUUAGUUUUUAUUCUGUCAAUAUGCAGCACCAGGCAAUCCUUCUGUGUUCGAUCUUGUUCGCAUUCUACGCCCCGGGCCAGGCAAUUGAAUGCUACUCGUGUAGUACAUCGACUACAACCCCCAACACCGGUUGCAUGACUGAAACAUUGGCAGAUUCUAAUCGAAAGAACUGCACUACUGGGCUCAACUACUGCACGACGUCAACAAUCUACGCCGAGUUUUUGAAUAGAACAACGGUGACAACUGUACGAGAUUGCGCCUUGUUAAAUGUUACUGGUAUCACGUGCACCAACAUCAUCGGAGUUGGUCAAACGUACACUUCGACCUGUUCCACAGACAACUGCAACACUGGCACCAAUGCUGACACUAACCCCACAGUUUGCCCCACCGUCUCCUCUGCCGGGAAGGUUGCUGGCGGUUACACCUUCAUAGCAUUUUCUUUGGUGGCUGCCAUACUUCAAAGUAUUCAGUAAAACACUCAAUAUUCAGUAGGACAUAUUCAGUAGGAAAAAGUCAACAUUGUGUAUAUAAAAACGGGUUGUGAUUAUUAUAUCGUAGGGGAAGAAAAAUUGGUGUGAUUAUUAUACAUAUCGCUUAGUGUGGUUUUAUAGUAGGACCUUUAAAAUAAAUUCCCAAGCUUUUCA
Molecule: messenger RNA, 729 nt
Organism: Ciona intestinalis (vase tunicate)
Lineage: Eukaryota; Metazoa; Chordata; Ascidiacea; Phlebobranchia; Cionidae
Source: RefSeq, a predicted model, not a curated record